This is a messenger RNA of Musa acuminata AAA Group (dessert banana), 1825 nucleotides long. RefSeq names its product E3 ubiquitin-protein ligase SIRP1. Lineage: Eukaryota; Viridiplantae; Streptophyta; Magnoliopsida; Zingiberales; Musaceae. The transcript has 3 exons. Gene Ontology annotation, molecular function: ubiquitin protein ligase activity. Gene Ontology annotation, cellular component: cytoplasm. Gene Ontology annotation, biological process: protein ubiquitination. The coding region runs from base 550 to 1605 and encodes 351 amino acids. The record is from RefSeq and is a predicted model, not a curated record.
AUUAGGAAUCCGAUUUGUAUGCGUCUGGCGAAAAGAUUACACGGUCAAAUACAUGCAGUUGCGUGUCUAUUUCUUCUUCCGCUGAAUCGUUGUGUGCCCUUCUGGAUUCUUCUGCUGCCAACCCUUCUGCCGUAUUAAAAUGCAAUCUUUACCUGUAUAGAGCUCCGAUUCACCUUCGGGAUCCAAUUCUUCUCCAAGAUUUCUGAGAAAAAGUUGAUUUUGGCUGGUCUUUUUCCGUCGUGGGGAUUUUGUUCUUGGAAUCGUUGGGGCACAAAGAGGGAGCCCGAUUUUGGCCGAUUUCUGUUUGAUAUGUUCGUCUUCUUGUUGUGGGAGAGAUUAUAGAUCGUUGCCGUCCCAAAUGAUAUAUCCUUUUCUUCAUGGGAAAAAGCCGCUCCUUUUCUUUAUCAUCGAUCUUUUCUUUGGAGAAAAGAUGUCAUUUUUGUUCGAGUUUCGUGUCAUAGAUGGCAAGAAUAUGGCUGCGUUUGUUGCUUGAGGUCCUAUAGAAUUGAGAAACUCGAGAAGAAGGGUGAAAGAUACAAGGAAGGAGCGAUGGAGGCAUCUCGGGUUGCUAGAUAUUGGUGCCACUUGUGCUCCAGAAUGGUGAAUCCGGUCAUGGAAGAGGAGAUCAAAUGCCCAGUCUGUGACAGUGGAUUCGUGGAAGAGAUGAAUGGGGAAGGAGAGGAAGUAGACGCAACUGCCGAUCUGGAAUUCAGCAGAGAUCUCUCCCUCUGGGCUCCGAUCUUGCUCGGGAUGCUCAGUGGCUCCUUGCGUCGCCGAAGGCUCCGCCGGGAAGAGGAGGAGGAAGAGGAGGAGGAGGAGGAGAACGCGGAGCAGGACCGCGAUCUGGAAGCCAUUCUGCGGCGGCGGCGGCGGACCACAGCCAUCCUUCAGUUGCUCCAAGCCCUCGGGGAGGGCAGCAGAACGGAGUCCGAUGGUGGUGAUGAGAGCGAGAGGGACAGGGCGCACAUGGUGCUCAUCAACCUCCUCAACAGCGCCAUGGAAGGAUCUUUAGGUGCAAACCAGUCCCGAGGACAAAGCUCGAGCGACGGCCGCGCCGGUGUCCCGUUAGGAGAUUACUUUCUGGGACCAGGAUUGGAUCUUUUGUUGCAGCACUUGGCGGAGAACGAUCCGAAUUGCUACGGAACACCACCGGCUGGGAAAGCAGCAGUGGAGGCAAUGCCCACUGUGAAGAUUGAGGAGAGCAUGAGCUGUUCGAUUUGCUUGGAGGAGCUCGAAGCCGGCGCAGAGGCCAGGGAGAUGCCCUGCAAACAUAAAUUCCAUGGUGGGUGCAUAUUGCCAUGGCUCGAGCUCCACAGUUCGUGCCCCGUUUGCAGGUUUCAGCUGGCAACAGAUGAAUCCAAGGUCUCAAAUGUCAGUGCCAGUGCAGGUGCCGGUGUCAGUGCAGGUGCCACCAGGGUGGAAGCUCAUGGUCAGAGUGGUAGUAGUAGUGAUGGAGGGAGUGAGAGAGGAUUCCGGUUACCAGUUCCUUGGCCUUUAACUGGGUUGUUCUCCUUGUUGGGGUCUCACCGCACCGGCAACUCCUCGUCCCAGCCAUCAUCCUCAUCAUCCUCGACUGGAAGUAGCUCUCCGACUGAUGCAAACUGACGGUGGUGUUGUUUCAGUGCUUGAGCUCGAUCUCCUCCUGCUGCUGCCGCCGCCUUGUGCCAGUUUGUUGUACAUACUGUUUCAUUUACCGUGAUGGAUUGUGGAAGAAUAAUUCCUUUCCUUUUGUUCUUCAAUUUCUUCGAGUUUGAUCCCAUCUUGAUGUUUUCACCUGUUCAGUAUAUGCAAUAUGUGGCUGCAACAAUCGGAAGGUUUCCAUCUA